UCACUGGUCGCACGUUUCAUCAGCCGGUAAACAGGGUUGGGAUAUCCUCAGAGAGAGGUAUUGCAGACGAAUCGUUGACACAACAACCAAGUCGAUCAUGCCGACGAUAUCGGUCCAGAGAGACGAGCUGUUCAGGGCACUUGGAAGAACGUAUACUGAUGAGGAGUUUGAUGAGCUCUGUUUUGAAUUUGGCAUUGAACUUGAUGAAGUGACAAGUGAGAAGGAGCAGAUUGAACGAGAGCAGGGGAAAGAGAAGGCGUCUGGAGCAUCAGAUGCAGUGGAGUACAAGGUGGAGGUGCCCGCCAACAGAUAUGACUUGCUGUGUCUGGAGGGGCUUGUUCGUGGACUACAGGUCUUUCUGGAGAAGAUGAAAGCUCCACGAUACAAGGCAGUGGCUCCCUCUAGUGGCUCGAUGCAGCAGCUGAUUAUAUUACCAGAUACUGCCAGAAUUCGACCGUAUGCUGUUGCAGCCACUCUGAGAAACAUAAAAUUUACACCAGAGAAUUACAGGAACUUCAUCGACCUCCAGGAGAAGCUUCAUCAGAACCUCUGCAGGAGAAGAACUCUGGUUGCUAUAGGUACACAUGACCUUGACACCAUCCAGGGACCUUUCACCUUCAAUGCCAAACCACCAGCAGAGAUCAAGUUCAGGGCCCUGAACCUGGACACUGAGAUGACAGCCCCAGAAAUAAUGGAGAAGUUUUCGACUGACAGUCACUUGAAGGGUUAUCUUCCCAUCAUUCGAGACUCUCCUGUCUACCCCGUCAUCUACGACCAAAACAACGUGGUACUCUCCAUGCCUCCUAUAAUCAAUGGUUUUCACACAAGGAUUACCCUGAACACACGGAAUGUGUUCAUCGAGGCAACGGCAACAGAUCUGUACAAGGCGCAGGUCACUCUGGACUCACUGGUCACCAUGUUCAGUGAAUACUGUGCGGAACCCUUCACUGUUGAAAGUGCAGAAGUUGUGAAUCCAGAUGGUUCUAAAGUCGUGUAUCCGUUGUUGACAUAUCGUCAUGAGACUAUUGAUGUCCAGGAAACCAAUAAGCGAGUUGGAAUAAACCUUGAAGCAGAGAAAAUGGCAAGACUGUUGACGAAGAUGUGUUUAGAGAGCGAGGUUGUGGACAAUGGCAAGACCAUCCGAGUCGAGAUCCCGCCCACCAGAAGUGAUGUGAUCCAUGCAUGUGACAUCUACGAGGACGUGGCUAUAGCAUAUGGCUACGACAACAUAAAGAUGACAGUUCCCAACUGCAACACCAUCGGACAUCAGUUCCCCAUCAACAAGCUGACGGACCAACUCAGAUACGAGGUCGCAUCCUCAGGGUUCACAGAGGCGCUCACUUUUGCUUUGUGUUCCCGGGAUGAUUUGUCGGACAAGAUGUGUCGGAAGCUAGAAGACAUCCCUGCAGUUCACAUCGCCAACCCCAAAACACAGGAGUUCCAGGUUGCCCGGACAACCCUUCUUCCUGGUAUUCUGAAGACUGUUUACUUCAACAAGAAUAUGCCGCUACCACUCCGACUGUUUGAGAUCUCAGAUGUUGUCCUCAAGGACUCACAAACUGAUGUUGGUGCCAGGAAUGAGAGACGUCUCUGUGCUGUCAACUAUAACAAGACGGCAGGGUUUGAGGUCAUCCACGGACUCCUGGAUAGAGUGAUGCAGCUGCUGGAGAUCACAAGAGAUGCCAAGACUGGCUACCACAUCACCGAGGCUCAAGAUCCUUCAUAUUUCCCUGGAAGAUGUGCGGAGAUUCUUGUUUGCGGCAAGUCAGUUGGAAAGUUCGGUGUGCUACACCCAGACGUUGUCACUAAGUUUGAACUGAAUAUGCCCUGUGCAGUGCUGGACCUGAACAUCAUGCCAUUCCUCUGAUCCACACCACAUCGUAGAUGCAAUCAAGUUCAGUUUAAAUUCAGGGUUUCUUCUUUUUUUUUCACUUUCUAAUGAAGCUAACUAGUGGUCUCAUGGUGGCCACAGUUUAUACUAUGCAGCACUAUUGGGAUCAUUUGUGAAGCUCAACUGCCAGCAGGGACUGGUCUGGUGGUACACCUUGGACCAUUCUAUUCUCAUUAAAAUCAGAUCUUAGAAAGCUGACAUCUUUAGAAAGCAGGAACCAAGACAUUUAGAUUGGGUGGUUAAAUUUCGUUCAGGGUCAACCUGAUGCGACCUCAUAUGGAAGUGUUCUUAGAAUAAACAAUUUUAUUGAUAGUGAUAUUUUAGUGAUAUUUGGAUCACUUUCACACUAUCGGCCACUCUAGGGUCCAUUACUCAUUGUAGUUUGACUAUGGCAAUCUGUGUCAAAAACAGUUAAACCUACUAACCUGAACUGACAUCAUUGCCAGUGGAUGUUCGUGUCAAUUGUUAAUAUGAGAACAUUUAUUUGCUUAUAAGACCAAAGAGAUUUGAGCAGAUCGGAGCUCUUGACUGUUGGCUCAAGUCACAGACAGCUUUGGUUUAGAGGAUCAUUCAUGAUCUUUACACUAGUGGUGAUGACUUGGUCUUGAGAAUGAUGACAUGAGGAUGGACCAUGCUGCUGGUCAUGUGAUCUUACCAUGGAUUCAAGCACCUGCAGGACCAACAACAGAAACCUCGUCUGUGACACCUGGAGCUGAUCCAGCAGUUGUAGUUUACGUAAUGAAGGGUACGCUGGAGAAGAUUCCAGGUUAUAAUAGGAACACAGAAACUUAUGCUGGUCAUAUGACGGAAUUAAUCUGUUGUCAGAGUCUGACUUGAUUGUAUGUUAUCUUACCCCAACUGGUGGGAUGUUGCUCCUAAUAUCAAUCACUAGUUUGUCAAGACUUGUUUCUCUACAGGCCACUGUGAUACAGUGAAACAAUACAUAGAAUGAGCAUUAAGCCUUAAGAAAUUUAUUAUAAGCUUUUCUUUCAAAUAUUUAACAAAUGUGGGACUUUACUUUUUAUGUAUAAAUGGUGAAUUACAUCACGCAGAGAAAGAAGGGAAUACUUGGGGAUAAAAAAUGAUGUAAGGUGGGCAGGGGUGAACGUCCACUAUUAAAAGAUGAUUAAUUUAUUAGUCCCCUUCUUAGAAUACGAGACAGCACCCCCACAGAAUUCUACCUCUAGACAUGAAGUCAUGUGUAGCUCCUUGCUUCUCUCGCAAUCCAGGGUUGUCACGAUUCUUUGACCAUUGUUUGAAAUUAAGGAUGAAAGU
Haliotis rufescens (red abalone) is the source of this 3166-nucleotide messenger RNA. Its product is annotated as phenylalanine--tRNA ligase beta subunit-like. Gene Ontology annotation, molecular function: RNA binding; magnesium ion binding; ATP binding. The transcript is spliced from 18 exons. Gene Ontology annotation, cellular component: cytoplasm; phenylalanine-tRNA ligase complex. Gene Ontology annotation, biological process: phenylalanyl-tRNA aminoacylation. Bases 98 to 1867 code for a protein of 589 amino acids. The record is from RefSeq and is a predicted model, not a curated record. Lineage: Eukaryota; Metazoa; Mollusca; Gastropoda; Lepetellida; Haliotidae.